AUGGACGUUUUUUUUAAUACCUGGAGACUGGUGAAUAUAACUUUUGUCAAUUGCCCACAUUCGGAAGGGUGGAGAGCGACGAGAUUGGAAACGUCAUUGACGCUCGAGAAAAUCCGUGAAGUGCUCUGUCAAUGCGAUGAAAAUGGCGAGUCCAUUAUGAAGUUCGAUAUGUACUUUUGUAACAGCGGGGGGCCGAAUGUGAUACGAAGGAGUGAAGAAGCAAGUAUUCAUCUCCACGAAAUACUCGGUGAAAAUAAUGAACUCCGCAUCAAGCGAAGUGAGAAAGUUCUGGUUAAUAUAGACUUUCUCAAUUGCCCACAUUCGGAACAACCGAGCACGGCGACACUAGAUCCGUUAAUGACGCUCGACAAAAUCCGUGAGGUACUUUCUCAAUGUAAAAAUGGCGAAUCUAUUAUGAAGUUCGAUAUGUACUUUUGUAACAAAGGAGGUCCGAAUGUUAUACCAAGGAGCGAAGAAGCAACCAUUUAUCUGCACCAGAUACUAGGAGAUAACAGCGAACUUCGCAUCAAGCGAAGCGAGAAGAUUGAAGAAGUAAUAUGUCGUUUGAUUGAAAAGAAGAAGUUAGAUUGCGGCAUUCGAUGGACUGAAAACGGACCGAAACAGUCUGAUAAUGUAGCAUUCAAGUUUAACAGACAUGAAUUUGGAACACAUCGGCCUGAAUAUAGAUGUAGAUUCGAAAAAAGUAACAAGAAACUCUGUGAAAAUGGCAUUGAAUGGAAACUUGAUUUGAACAUGUCGUGGUUACCGUUUACUGGUUCGAUAGGCGCACACUUUGCGCAAAAAGGAUCAAACGAAAUUGAACACACAUCAUGUCGGAUACUCGAAAGAUAUAGUCGAAAGACAUUACUGAUGAAAAGAGAGCAUAUAAAACCUUCUGAGGAAUUCAAGAGUAAAGUAGAGCAAGCUUUGGAAUCGGAAAGUCAAGAGGAGAAGCGUGACGCCCUGAAUGAAGUUUGCAAGAAAUAUGGGCAUUUUUGGGCGAGAACAAUACGAUUGGGAGGGUUGAUAGUUAAAAACGAGGAAGAGCAUAAAGAAACCAAUGUUCAAUCAACUGGUAGAACGAUAGACGCUGACGCCAGGUUGGAAACAACACCAAUGGGGAUAGGUGCUGGCACAAGACGGAAUAAUGAAAGGCUGAACCAAAAUUCGUCCAGCAAUUCGGACAGGAAUAUUAUAGUUGUUGGUGGAGAUGAGACAGCUUACAAGCAUGAAGAUGAUACAGAGCAAUGGCUUGAAACACUUGAUGAUUGUUUUACCUGGGAGGUAGUAGAUUAUGAAGAUAUAGUUCCAAUAUUUGAAAUUUUCGAGGGAACUGCACGAGAUGCUAUUAUUGAAACAUUUGGACCAAGAAUAUGCUAUUAUGGGAUUAAUGAAUUGAAGUUCUCAAGAAAGCUCUUAUACCUGUGUGUGCGUCCACUAAAAGUCGAUUCUGAUGUAUGGAAAGGAAUUAGCCAGCAUCAAAUUUUUGCAGAGGUCAUGUGUGAUGAAAAGAGUGAUGCAAUAUUUACAGCGAAUAUUGAACGGAUGAUGAUUGGGCCACCAAAUAUACAUGUUUCAAAAAUUCGGGAAACUGGUAGCCUCAAUAAUUUAUUUUUGAAGAAUUAUACAUUGAAAAUAGCCUACAUUAUCACAGGGUAUCCACAAACAUUUAAUUCCCAAGCAGUUGAUGAAUUACCUGUCGAGGUUGCUGCUGUCAAAGGAGAAAAGAGAGAUGAUAAGUUAGUUGCAUCAUUGCCAAUGCUUCCAAAUAUUCAAAGUUUUAAUCAAAGAGUUGUCUUAGUUACUUGUUAUGUAACGCAACGUACUGGCAAUUAUAUGAUGUUUGCAGUGCACCUUCACAGAGAUGGCGCCAAUAUUAGUGAAGUAUGCAUUUCUGCCUACAAACGUGAUAAAAACGGAUCUUACAAAAUAGAAGGGUUGCCGCAAGAAAGUGUUGAAAUCGCUUACUGUAUCAUUCCAGAUGACCGGCAAUAUGGUGAAAUCGAAUUUAAACUUAAAAACAAAAUCAAGCAGAUACGAUCGGAAGCUUAUCAAGCUCUGUUUUCAAGUCGACGAUUUCCUGUACGUGGUAGUAAGCCGGGUUAUCAAGGGAAAAUAAAAACAGGCAACCGCGAGGUCAAUACUAACUCAGCUGCACACCACCCAACGACAACAAUGACUGGUCGUUUGAAAGCGACAAAAAUGAACCUUUAUUUAAUCGACGCAAAAUAA
Molecule: messenger RNA, 2232 nt
Organism: Paraglomus occultum
Lineage: Eukaryota; Fungi; Glomeromycota; Glomeromycetes; Paraglomerales; Paraglomeraceae
Source: the annotation of a GenBank genome assembly